Molecule: messenger RNA, 727 nt
Organism: Cyprinodon variegatus (sheepshead minnow)
Lineage: Eukaryota; Metazoa; Chordata; Actinopteri; Cyprinodontiformes; Cyprinodontidae
Gene: dnlz
Product: DNL-type zinc finger
Exons: 3
Coding region: 72-650 (192 amino acids)
Biological process (GO): protein folding; protein import into mitochondrial matrix; protein stabilization
Cellular component (GO): mitochondrion
Molecular function (GO): protein-folding chaperone binding; zinc ion binding
Source: RefSeq, a predicted model, not a curated record
UUCUCCGUUGAGGCAAUUUGAACUUUAGUUCCAUCAGACUCUCCCCUGUCUCCUUGAAACCGUCUUUUAUCAUGAUAGUCCUACAGAGGUGUCUUAGUUUAAUGCAGGUUCCCAGAGUCAGCCUGUUAUCGCGAUGUUAUCGCAGCAAGUUUCGUGUGUCCAGCCCAUGUGUAGGGUCUCCCUGUCCGAACAUCACCACCCGAACAGCUCUGCUGUCACUUCAGAAUCAAAGAGGGUUCGAUCAUCUGUUAUCGGCUCAUGCCAACUCUUCUAGAAGUUUCUCAUCUUCUCCAUCUUCCAGAAAAGACGCUGUUGGGCAGAUCCAGUCAACACAUUAUCAUCUUGUUUACACAUGCAAGGUUUGCUCCACCAGGUCCAUGCAGAGGAUCUCUAAGCUGGCCUACCAUAAAGGUGUGGUGAUAGUGACAUGCUCAGGAUGCAAGAACCACCACAUCAUAGCUGACAACCUGAACUGGUUCUCUGAUCUGGAGGGAAAGAGAAAUAUCGAGGAAAUCCUUGCUGCCAAAGGGGAGUCUGUGAAGAGGGUGGAAGGCUCUGCUGCUUUGGAGAUAGUUCUGGAAGAAUCAAACACAGACAGUGCGCAGAAAGCUGAGAGAGAAGCGAAGGGGAAUGAGCCUGAAACAACGUGAUUUACCUUGAUCACACACUGCACUUGUAUCUUUAUAUAUUUACAUUUAAAAUAAAAGAACUAUUUGGUUAUCCUUUG